Setaria italica (foxtail millet) is the source of this 963-nucleotide messenger RNA. RefSeq lists its product as uncharacterized. The transcript has 2 exons. The coding region runs from base 263 to 931 and encodes 222 amino acids. Lineage: Eukaryota; Viridiplantae; Streptophyta; Magnoliopsida; Poales; Poaceae. The record is from RefSeq and is a predicted model, not a curated record.
CGUGACUCUUCUUGUCGAGAUUCACAUGUAGGAAAGUUUGACGAAGGCAUGUCAAAUGCUGAUUUCAUCCUUAUGGAAUAUACAGAGGUUCCGGGCUCAGGUGGUUCUAACUGGACUGACCAGGAGACAUUGCUUCUUUUGGAAGCGUUAGAAAUUUUUAAAGGAAAAGAAUGGGAUGAGAUUGCUGAGCAUGUUGUUACAAAAACAAAAGAACAGUGCAUGCUAUACUUCCUCCAAAUGCCAAUUUUCGAUUCCUUUCUAGAUGGUAAAGAAUUCAGUGAAACACCUCAGAAGAUUACACAGGAUUUGCCAAACUGGCACUUUUGAUGUGCCUGAGGAAAUGGAUGUAGAUGACAAUGCAGAAGGAAAAGAGAGCACUGAUGGAAAAACUUUCAAGAAAGCAGAUGCUAAUUCUUCAGAAACAGGAACAAAAUUAGCUGACCAAAGCGUUUCUGCUAAAGAGGAUACCAUGAAUCCAGGUGAAAAAACUUUCAAGAAAGCAGAUGCUAAUCCUUCAUGUUGUAAUUCACUGAGAGCUAUAUCAGAAAUAUCUCCUGCUCUCCAACUGGCAACUGGGCACUGUUUUAUACUUCCGGAUCCACCGAGUAACCUCGAAGAUCCUACUUCCAAUUUCAGCCCUUGCACAGGUGGUGUGUGCCAAGGAGGUGCUGGUGGUACUCAAAAUGUGAAUGCUACUGAUAAAGAUAGAAGUGAAAGGGAAGAAAGUGCUUUAGCUCUGGAAAAAGAGAGAGCUACAUUCACCUCACAGAAAGAGCACAUGGAAUUAUCUAACACAAAGGAAUCGUUUGUUGAAGGUCCCCAAGCGGAAGUCAUAAUAUUAUCGUAUUAUGUAUUGCAAAGAUCAAUUAUUAUAAAUAUAUAUUAUAUUUAUGCUUCUAUGUCAAAUUUAUGUGUCCAUAAUAUGGGGUAGCAUGCAUUGUAUUGAGUGAACAAGCAACAAAA